Brassica napus (rape) is the source of this 2825-nucleotide messenger RNA. RefSeq names its product glutathione S-transferase T2-like. Lineage: Eukaryota; Viridiplantae; Streptophyta; Magnoliopsida; Brassicales; Brassicaceae. The transcript is spliced from 2 exons. The coding region runs from base 1389 to 2102 and encodes 237 amino acids. The record is from RefSeq and is a predicted model, not a curated record.
CGAUAUCUUAGCCAUUUUGGACUUUAAUUUAAAUGAAAAAGGUCUAAUAAUGCCUAGGACGAAAGCUGAAAGUCCUCGGUUAAGAUAUUUUUUGGUCGCGUCCUUACCUACACGUGUCUUGUUGCGAUUGAACAGGUCGAAACGGGGUAGGGGUUUGUCGUUUUGACUGGUGGAAUCUAUUUGCGUUUGAAAGUUAUUCUCUCUAGGGCGAGGGCGAGAAAUCACCACUCUCUGUCUCGAUUUCGCAAUUGCCUCGGUUAUUCCCACGGCGAACGGCUCCCUUGACUCCCUCGACACCGAUCUGCUGUCUCACGGCGAGAAGCUUCAACUCUGUGUCUCGAUUUUGAAAUUGGCUCGGUUAUUCCCACGGCGAACGUCUCCCUCGACUCCCUCGACUCCCUCGACCCCCUCGACUCCCUCGACUCCCUCGACACCGAUCUGCUGUCUCACGGCGAGUACCUUCAACUCUCUCUCUCGAUUUUGGAAUUGGCUAGGUUAUUCCCACAGCGAACGGCUCCUUCGACUCCCUCGACACCGAAAAGGUAUUGAUUUGCAUGUAUUGAAUGAUAUACUAGCGAUUGAAUGAUAGAUAUGUUGAUAGAUUGUAUUGAAUGAUAUACUAGCGAAAUCUUUUAAAAAAAUUUGAUUGAGAUCCACUUGUUCUCUUUCAUAGAUUGUAUUGAUGAUAGAAUCGUUGAUUAGAGCUCAAGUUUUUCUUGUUUUAAGUUCAAUAAUAGGUUCAAUGUCCUAAUAUUUCCAUGUUGGUAUUGAUACAUAACAUUGAUUAGAGCUCGAUUAAGAAGUUUUUGCGGUUGUAUUGUUUAGAAUCCACUAGUAUUUGUUGUUAUUGCUAUAUUUGGCGUUUGCCGUUGUAUUACCACAUUCAUUAGAGCUCGAGUUGUUGUUAUUACCACAUUCAUUAGAGGUCGUCAUUUAGAGUAGUAGUUAUUUCUAUAGCUCCAGUAGUGGUUUAACUCUGCUAGUCGUAGUGUGAAUGGCACUGAUUUGACUCUACUUGUUAAUGCUAAAGUGAGUAGACAGGACAAGUGUGAUUGUAACUAAAGUGAGUAGUGGUUUAAUGGUAUUGAAGUUUGGUUGUGGUACAUAGUUUGUUUAGUUGUGUUGACAAGGAAAGAAGUGUGGUUUGUUUUGUAUGAGCGGAAGUUAGGUUUGCGUAUUGAAGUUCCACUUAAUGAAAUUGAGAAAAGUGUAAUAACUUCUGAUUAGACAUAGGUAGAUGGUAGUUAGCUGUUGUUACUUAUUGCUUGUUAGCUUUCAAAUUCAAAUAAAUUCCUGCCAUAGUUCAUUCGUUCUGCUCAUCCACACUCUUAUUUUUUUUAAAAAACAUCAUUUGUCAUUCCGUUUUUUUUUCGAAAAAUAUUUGUGCUAUGGAUCCAAGGAUUUCAACUACCCAGUAUUCUAGUUAUGUAGAGUUUCUUCAGAGUCAAAGUCAAAAUGUCGUAAGUGAAAACUUUCCUUAUGAAAGUUUUCCUCAUAGUAGUGUACACACAGGAGCCUCAGAAAUCCCCCCUUUUAGUUCCCAACAAUCCGAGGCUCCAUCUCCAGCUGAAGACACUCCCACGGAGCGUCAGGAGAGAAAGAAGUGGACACCAGCUGAUGACGAGGUACUCAUCAGCGCCUGGCUUAACACAUCUAAGGAUGUUGUUGUGCGAAUUGAUCAGAAGUCAGGGACAUUUUGGAAACGAGUGGGAGAGUACUACGCAGAAAGUCCUCAUGUUCUAGUAGGAGGUGACAAGACUAAGCAUAACCAUUGUAAGCAACGGUGGCAUAAGAUCAAUGACUGGACGAACAAGUUUUGUGGAGCAUUCGCUGCUGCUGAGAGACAAAUGACGAGUGGACAGAAUGAGACCGACGUUCUCAAGUUGGCUCAUGACAUCUACUACGCGAACCACAAGCAGAAGUUUAGUGUUGAGCAUGCAUGGUGUGUCCUCAGAUAUGAACAGAAGUGGAUAAGCUUGAACCCGAGUAAAACACAUACCAGUUCGAAGAGAAAAACAAGUGAGUCUGUGACGAGGUUACAGCAGCAAUGGGACUGGAUUACAGCUAUACGCAGCUGUCUGCUUCGGAGGACUACGGUUUAGGAGACUCAGCAGACAGUGGCUACAGCCAGACCGAUGCUGAUUUUGAAGCUGCUAUAUUGAUGGACCAAGCUGAGAUUGAAGCCUCGCGGGUUCAGUACCCUCCACAGCCUGAGGUCGAGUUCGGCCUCCCGAGGGAAUGCUACUGUGGUGGCGAACCGCUUUUAGCCACAUCAGUCAUAAGGAAUGAUCCGGGGAGAAGGUACUACACCUGUCGGAACGUCGAGGACGGAGACUGCCACGUUUGGAAGUGGUGGGACGUCGCGGUAAUGGAGGAGGUGAGAUGCAUGGGUACGCAAGUUUUUCAGCUCUCUGAUAAGGUAGACCAUCUAGCAUCUUUGAGUGACUAUGAGUCAGAAGUAAACCAGGUAAGAGAUAUCAAUUAUGAGAUGGUGCUGAAGUUGGCUGAGCUUGAGAAGAUUGUUGGUGACUUACCUAGAACUGGUAAUAGGCAUGGCUUUGAACUCGUAGUAGGUGUGAUGUUCUUUGUAGUACUGAUAAUAGUCAUGGUCAUAAUGUUUAAGUAGGUAGUUGUAUGUCCAGUAAACGAUUAUGUAGUGCUUAAGUUGUAUGACCAGUAAACGAUUAUGUUUAAGUAGCAUGGCUUUGGCUAUAUUUUGAACGAUGUUGUAAUAUCAUUAUCAAGCUCGAACUCGUACUAGACAAUAUUUUGAACAAUAUUUCUUAGGUGUUAUUACUUUAAAAAUGGAAAUAUGUUUUAUCUUA